This is a messenger RNA of Gracilinanus agilis (Agile Gracile Mouse Opossum), 3680 nucleotides long. RefSeq names its product complement factor H-like. The record is from RefSeq and is a predicted model, not a curated record. The transcript has 20 exons. Bases 1 to 3411 code for a protein of 1136 amino acids. NCBI's taxonomy places the organism in Eukaryota, Metazoa, Chordata, Mammalia, Didelphimorphia, Didelphidae. Gene Ontology annotation, molecular function: nucleic acid binding; RNA-DNA hybrid ribonuclease activity.
AUGUGCUAUACAGGAGCUGCAGUAGUUACUAAAUUCGCCACUCUGUGGUCAGCUUCUUUACCCUCAAAUAUAAGCACACAAGGAGCAGAACUCACAGCUUUAAAACAUGCCUGUAUUAUAGUGAAGGAUAAGAGGGCGACAAUUUACACUGACUCCCAUUAUGCAUUCUGCAUAUGUCAUGCUGUUGGCAUACUAUGGGAUCAAAGGGGAUUCCUAACACCAGCUGGAAAAUGUAUUGCCAAUGUAAACCUUAUUAACGAACUUCUUUCUGCCCUCCAGCUCCCCGAAGCCAUAGCUGUUGCUCAUUGCUCUGCAUAUACACAUGGAGGGGAUACAACCAUUGCCAUGUUCAUCAAACAGUUACAGACUAAAGUGCGAGAACACCACAAUUCUGGAGCUGCUGUUCAGGCAUGCCCCAUAGUCUUCUCGCUUCACAAUCUAAACCCAGGUGACAGCAUGUACAUAAAGAACUUCAAACGUACUUGGUCACCUGAACUUUCUUAUGAUGGACCAUUCCAGGUGGAGCCGGCUGUACACACAUUAGAGGCUAUAACAGUUUUAUCAGGGGCUAUCCAUACUCUUUUAACAGAGUCUAGAAUGCCGUCUGGUUUCAGGCUGUCAGAGGCUGCAGGCUGUGCAGGGACCACCCAGGCAGUAUCUGGUCAAAACUGGGAGGCAGCAGGGCUGGGAGAAUACAGGAAAACAGUGGUAGUAGCAGCCAUGGGAACACUGGCUCAUGCAGAUGCAAGUGAGAAGUGUGCAGAAGAUAAAACACAACUUGUGAAAUUUAUCUACUCAAGUUUUUUUGAGCAUUCUUCUGAAAGAGGGAAACCUUGUGAAUAUCCAGAAAUAGAAAGUGGACACCUUUAUAAGCCAUAUUACCAGAGUGAGGAAUACUUUCGAAGAAGUUUUCCAGCAUCUAUUGGAAGAGAAUUAGACUACCACUGUGAUGACCAUUUUGUACCUGCACAUGGAACUAACUCAUAUCAUAGCUACUGGACAAGAUUUAAUUGUACUGAAGAAGGAUGGUUUCCAGUGCCAAAAUGCAUUAGACAGUGCUCCAUAAGGUCAAUACCAUAUGGCCAAUUUUUACCAAGAAAAGAAACUUUUAAGGAAGGUGAAGUGAUAACAGUUAAAUGUCAUCAAGGCUACAAUCUUCAAAAUAAUCAAGACAAAAUUACAUGCACCAAACAAGGCUGGUCUAUUGAUCCAUAUUGUAAAAAGAUAAAAACAUGUAACCUGAGAACUCUUUUUAAUAAUGGAUUUUUUUCUGAUUCAAAAGUACAAUACCCUGUCAAUACAAAUGCAAAUUAUCAAUGUAAAGAGGGAUAUGCAACAACAAAUGGAAAAAAAGAAGGAUUUUUCACCUGUGGACAAAAUGGAUGGUUGGGUCAACCAACAUGUAUUAAAAUUUGUAAUAUUCCACAAUUUGUAAAUGUCAAACAAAAAGGGAAUAAGACAUUUCUUAAACCUAAAGAAAGAUUAGAAUAUGAAUGCAUGGAUGGAUAUGACUUUGGAAAUGGGCAAACGACAGGUUUCAAAAUAUGUCAUGAUGAUGAAUGGCCUACAGUGGUUGAAUGUUAUGAAAAAGCAUGUAGACUCCCUAUUCUACAUGAAAUGGAACCUGAUCUCAAGAAAGAGAAAUAUAAAGUUGGAGAUGUAUUGACUUUUCGCUGUUUCCCUGGAUUUAAAAUAGCUGGACCAUCAUCUGUGCAGUGUUAUAAUUUUGGAUGGUCUCCCAGGCUUCCAACAUGUAAACAGGAAGUAAAGUGUUGUGAGCAACCACCAGAAAUUUUGAACGGCACAGCUAAGGACCCAAAGAAGAAAGAAUAUUGUUAUGAUGAUGUAGUAGAGUAUGAUUGUGACCUUGGAUUUGUAAGGAGAGGACCCAGGAAGAUACAAUGCAAUGAUGGAGAAUGGACAACCUCACCUACUUGCAUCGAGGAAAAAAGAAGAUGUGCAGAAGUGCCUGAACUUGUCCAUGGUUAUAUUCAGACUACUACUGAUCUGUCAUAUUCUCAUGGGUCUUUGGUGGAAUAUGGCUGUGUGGAGAAUUUUAUAAUGGUUGGAAAAAAGACAAGCACAUGUAUUCAUGGAAAUUGGACAGAGCCACCUACCUGCAUUGAAAAAAACAGACUUGGGAGAUGUGCAUCAAAAUUUUUUGAAGACUUUCAAGUCAACCUAAAAAAAGAAUUUAAUGAUAUUGUCAUUAAUUACAAAUGUAACUGGAAUUCAGAAUUCAAAAGUACAAAAUGUAUAAAUGGAAGAUGGUAUCCUCCACUAAGUUGUUCAACAAUGAAAUCUUGUGCACCUCCACCAAAAAUACCUAAUUCUCAGGAUAUGGAUAUAACAGUGAAUUAUAAGGAUGGUGAAAAAAUAAGUAUUAUUUGUAAAGAAAAUUACAUUCUUCAAGGACAAGAAGAGAUAAUAUGUGAAAAUGGACGUUGGAAUUCAUUACCCCGAUGCAUUGAAAAACUGCCAUGUUCUAAGCCACCUGCUAUAAAAUAUGGAGACAUUAAGCCAGUGACUACAUCAGAGCUAGAUAAGGACAAUCUGGAGCCUAGUACCUAUGCACAUGAUACUAGAGUAAGCUACAUUUGUCAGCAGGGUUUCAUAAUGAUUGGAGAAGAGGAGAUAAAAUGCAAUAUGGGAAAAUGGAGCUCACCUCCUCAUUGUAUUGGAAUUCCAUGUGGAAAACCACCUCAAAUACGUAAUGGUUUCAUUCCUAAAGUGUCAGAAAGUUAUGAAUUUGGAGAGGAAGUGACAUACACAUGUAAAGAAGGUUAUAACAUUGAUGGACUAGCAACUAUAACUUGUAGUGGAGGAACCUGGUCUAGCCCACCACAAUGUAAAGAUGUAAGAUGUUCACGCCCUCCCAGGUUUAAUAAUUCUGACAUGCUUGGUACUUCAAAAAGCUUUUAUAUGCCAGGAGAUAAAGUGGUUUAUCAUUGUCUAUCAAAUUUCCAGCCUAAAGGAUCAACUGAAGUAAUUUGUACAGGACCCAACUGGAAAGGGGAUCUACAGUGCAUAGAGGAAGUUGGAAAAUGUGGACCACCUCCAUCUAUUAAUAAUGGAGACAUUGCAACCUUCCCAUUAUCUGAAUAUGCACCAGAAUCAAGAGUGGAAUAUAGAUGUCAAAAAUUUUAUGUGCUACAGGGUUCCCAAUUUGUGACAUGCAAAAAAGGAAUAUGGACAGAUCCACCAAGAUGCUUUGAGGGAUGCACAGUAUCUGAAGAAAUAAUGAAGAGAAAUAAUAUACAACUUCGAUGGAAGAACACUGAAAAAAUCUAUUCAAGAACAGGACAAGAAACUGAAUUUUAUUGUAUUUGGGGAUACCGUAGGGCUGAGGGGUCACCUCCAUUCAGAGCAACAUGUGUGGAAGGAAAAAUCAAUUAUCCCAUAUGUGUAUAACAUAACCUUUCCAUAGAGGAAUUCAACUAUAGAAUAAGGAAGAAUGACAAUGUCAGCCAUCUCUUAUGACUAUUUGGAAAUGACAACCUUGGAAAAUGCUCAGUUUCAUGCUAUCUUAUUUAUCCACUUUCUAUUUGGUAAUAAAUGUUUCAGUUUAUGGAUAUUCACACAGUUGAUCCAUCAUUCAUUCAAUUUUCUUUUUACUCUAAAUGUUCACAUUUUAAACUGCACAAGCUAGGGUAUGAAACAAUUAAUAAAACAUCAAGAUG